Messenger RNA from Seminavis robusta, 846 nucleotides. The record is from the annotation of a GenBank genome assembly. Lineage: Eukaryota; Bacillariophyta; Bacillariophyceae; Naviculales; Naviculaceae.
AUGCGAUCCGCCAGAGCUUUCCUUCUUGUACUGGGAUUUUCGUCUGUUGCUGGUAUUGUCGGUACCGGCACAUGUACUACUACACAAGAGCAAGAAUCGACGGAACCAUUGCCAGUCCUCAAACAAUACAAUUCUCGCAGACGAAGAGAAGCUGUACAAGCCUCGUUGCAUGCUGCUCAGCGAGGCAGUGGUACUGUCGUCAAGAGUCAUUUCAUACAAGACGAAGAAACGUUGCUCCAAUUGGCCGAUCCCCAACUGUGGACCAAAUGCGUCGACCACCAAAGUGAGGUAGGGUUACGGUUCCUACCAGCCGGUGAGAAACCCAAGAAUGUGUGGGAAGAAAUUGCCCUUUUAAUCUGGCAGGAUCAUCCCGUUGUGACCACCAAAAACCCUGACAAUACUCCAAGCUUUGCCGGUUUUGAAUAUUGGUGCAAUAUUAUCACGCCAGGAGACUCGCUGGACUGGCAUGUCGACAAGGACGAGGCCCUCGGUAUGGAAUCCAAUACCAUGGUCAAUCCCAUUUUUGGAGCCGUGUACUAUGGAUUUCCUCAUCGAUUCACGGGUGGAUAUCUGGAACUCUUGCCCGUGGAUCCACAACAAUCACCCAGUGCCGAAGAGUAUUAUUGGAAAGAUGGAGCACAGACCAACCAAGACAACGGGUUCGUGGCCAGUUUCGAACGAAUCGAGGCUCAGUACAAUCGCCUGGUACUGUUCAAUGUCAGCAAAUGGCAUCGAGUCUCAGCUGUUACCAGAGGAGCACGCUUCACCUUUGCCGUCAAUCUGUGGAAGGAAAAACCAAGAAAGCUCCACAUCAAUACUGUAGAUCCAAAACAGCAGCAAGCGUAA